AUGAAUUGUUCGUCAAUUAUGAAAGAUAAUGUUCAAUUACUCGAUUUACCUGAUGAAUUAAUUUUAAUUAUUAUGAAUAAAAUCAAACCUCGUAUGUUAUUGCUUAGUUCUAUUAUUACUAUUGGUAACCAUCGUUUGGAACAACUUGUACUUGAUAAAUGUCAUUCAAUUGAUUUGACUUUUGAUUAUGUUCAAUCACCAUAUGAAACAGUUAUUCAACGAUUUUAUUCACAUAUUAUGCCUCAUAUUAUUGAUAAUAUUUAA
Messenger RNA from Rotaria sp. Silwood2, 264 nucleotides. The record is from the annotation of a GenBank genome assembly. Lineage: Eukaryota; Metazoa; Rotifera; Eurotatoria; Philodinida; Philodinidae.